GCUAAUGACAUGCAGAUGUCGAUUUGGGGGAAUUAUAGCCAAUAAAUGGCUGCAUUCAAGUGUGCCAACUCAUAAACAAGUAUUGCAUCCUUGUACAGGGUAUUACAAGGUAUCUGGUGUCCAUUGUGUAGCAGGGUACGGGAUUGCCGACGUACUCGGAAGCUUGUGAUGGUGAUGUGCUACAAAAGUAAUAGCAAUACAACCACAAUUACCCCGUAAAAAUAUACAACAAAAAAAGACUUGAAAUAUUUCACAUUUUUGUAUGCUAUUAUCAAUCAUAACAAAUCUAUGAAUCCAAACAAUUAUAGCAGUUUAUCCGAAAACGGCCAUUCCAACCCAACCUUGUUGUUAGUAUCUCACCUCAGCCUUCUCCUCUUCCUUCUCCUCCCCUUUUUCCUUUUCUUUCCCUCCCAACUCUAAUCAUUCUGAUGCUCGGCGCAGUUUACUUCCUUCGCGAUGUCUGGAUUAAAUCCUUUCCGCCUUAGUAGGAAGUCUGACGCGCUUCCAGUUACGACGCAAUUCGUUGAUGAUUCGCUUUUCGCUCCCCCUGAGCCUACUGGUUAUAGCAAUGAGAAGGAUAAUGGAAAUGAGAAUAUAAAGGCGUUUGACGCGCAGGACAACGAUAAUCAGAACGCCGCCGCUGCUACUCCUACCGUCGCGACAACGGCAUCGACAGCGGAAUCGACCAGGGAUGUUGAUACUAAAUCCAUGUCGUCAGAUGAUGGCUCGACGUCAGAUCCUUUCCGGCAGGCUUCACACUUGAGCGAUAAUCAUGGGGAUGGUGGGAGUUACAAUGAGACUCGACGGGACUCUGCCGUUCAGCCCGACGGUCUAUCAUCGGCACCUCCUACGAGCGCAGAUAUAUCAGCCAUGAAAGAAAGCAACGCAUUACAUCCAAAAUCUGCAAAGCGGGCUAGUCGUCCACUUCCCCCGCCUCCGCCUCCGACGGGGUCCCGGACUGCAAAUAGUAGCAGCACGGAUGUCUCUCAGUUAUCUACACGUUCGGGGACGGUGAACAAACGCACGUCGGUUACAGAUAUUGAUACAAGAUCCCUGAGCAGCAGGUCAGGGAACAGGGAGAAGAAACCACCGCCUCCUCCGAAGAGUCACCAUGGGAAGUUGAUCAAUAAUCCUGCGCAACCGGUGCCGGCCGAAUCGAAACGCUUUUCCUUUCAUGACUCUUCUUCCGAGACUUCGUUCUGUACACCGAGUACGCCGUCGCAGCCUAGCAAGCCGUCUGUCCAGCUGGACUAUUUUUCAAAAGUUCCAAAUGAAAGCCAGAAUCAGAACUUGAACUCGAACACCAGAGCGACGGACACGCUCAAACGCAGUCAGUCUCAAUACAAGCGUCCGCCUACGCCGCCGCUCAGUCGACGACAUAGUCAGAUGAAGAGAUCCAAAUCUACAUUAUCGUCCAAACAAAAUCAGAACCGAUUGUCACUACCUUUCGGGAGCGAGGGAGUCAAGCCCUCCCCGCCGCCGAGUCCAGGUACCACCACCACGUCAUUAAACCCGCCGGUGCAACGAACGUCGAGGCCGCUGUCAUUGCAAACCGAUGAGCAUACACUGAAGUCUACCCCGUCUCUUAAAGAGCAAGCGCCAUCCCCGCUAUCACCCACCGCGGAGUCACCACUAUCGAGAACAACAUCUAUCCGACGAACAGCGUCAGGGUCCUCUUCAGCCACAGCGCCUCCUCCACCACCCCCGCGACGGGCUCGUUAUAGCAAUGACGGUACCCAGCCUACUGGCUACAUGCAGCCGAAGAAGACAGAAGAAGAGAUUUCCUUCCAACCGUCAAACGCGAAUAAUAUCCUGGAGGAUCUAUCGCGGUUACAGAAAGAGGUGGAUGAUCUACGAGGACGGUAUGAGAGUCAUCAGGGGAGUCAUUAGUUGUCGAUGCAUUGUAUAAGCAGUUGUGACUCAUGAAUCUGACGUUAAUGAAUGUUUUUUUGUUUGUUAGUUACUCCGUACAUGUAUGAAUCCCUACCAUUGUACAUAACAUAAUGCAUACUCUGUAUCCGGCGGUGGCGAGAACUAGAACAUUGUUUGGAACGGAU
Messenger RNA from Aspergillus ruber CBS 135680, 2057 nucleotides. RefSeq lists its product as uncharacterized. Bases 457 to 1890 code for a protein of 477 amino acids. The record is from RefSeq and is a predicted model, not a curated record. The transcript is spliced from 2 exons. Lineage: Eukaryota; Fungi; Ascomycota; Eurotiomycetes; Eurotiales; Aspergillaceae.